Cottoperca gobio is the source of this 2090-nucleotide messenger RNA. Its product is annotated as 4F2 cell-surface antigen heavy chain-like. Gene Ontology annotation, molecular function: L-alanine transmembrane transporter activity; aromatic amino acid transmembrane transporter activity; L-leucine transmembrane transporter activity. The record is from RefSeq and is a predicted model, not a curated record. Gene Ontology annotation, biological process: L-alanine import across plasma membrane; L-leucine import across plasma membrane; phenylalanine transport. NCBI's taxonomy places the organism in Eukaryota, Metazoa, Chordata, Actinopteri, Perciformes, Bovichtidae. Gene Ontology annotation, cellular component: basolateral plasma membrane; apical plasma membrane. The transcript has 8 exons. Bases 138 to 1796 code for a protein of 552 amino acids.
GCAUCAUUGGCUGCAGUGUUGCGCUCAGACAGACAGACAGACAUCACGGGCUCCCCUCACGGUAGACGGAAGCUCUGCCAUUCACACACAUUCAUCCAUUAGAUUAAUUAACGGUAAAUUAACAGACUAUCGCCGGUAUGAACACGGAGGAGACGAACGUGAAGGAUGCUGAGACCAAAGAUGCUGAGCCGAAGGAGGCGGUGGGUACCGCUCAGGUCGCCGCGGAUGCUGAUGCGACGGAGGCCGAUGUGAGUGAAGCGGAUCUGGACCAGGAGGAGCAGGAGAAGCAGCCGAUGACCGGAGGAGAAGACCGGGACGAGGAAGCUCUGUCUACCGGCGGAGAGGAGGUGUCGGUGGCGGCAGAGAAGAACGGCUCCGUGAAGCUGAAGAUCCCCGAAGAGGCGGAGGCGGUGAAAUUCACCGGGCUGAACAAGGAGGAGCUGAUGAGGGUGGCGGGGACUCCCGGCUGGGUGAGGACCCGCUGGGCGUUGCUGGUGGUGUUCUGGCUCGGCUGGUUGGGGAUGUUGGGUGGAGCCGUCCUCAUCAUCCUGCAGGCUCCUCGCUGCAGAGAUCUUCCCGCCACUAACUGGUGGAACGAGGGCCCGCUGUACCAGAUCGGAAACAUCCAGGCCUUCACCGACGCCCAGGACCUGAAGGGUGUGGAGCAGAAGAUCAACAGUCUGUCUCAACUGAAGGUUCGAGGUCUGGUGGUCGGUCCGAUUCACGUCGCCCCGGCAGACGAAGCCAUGAGUCUGAGGUUUGAGGAGAUUUCCUCCAAGGCCGGAAGCCUGGAGCAGUUUAAAAGCCUUGUUCGGGCCGCUCAUAAGAAGGAUAUUUCUGUGGUUCUGGAUCUGACUCCAAACUACCAGGGAUCAUCUGGACCCUGGUUCUCUAACAUCAGUGUGACCAGCGUAGCCGAGAGACUGAAGUCUGCUCUGGUGUUCUGGAUGAAAGAAGGCGUAGACGGUGUGCAGCUGUCGGGGGUGGAGCGAGUGGCCAACGUGGUGCCGUCUCUGUGGUCCGACAUCCGAGCCAUCGUCCAGAACGGGACGGACGAGAGUCCCAACACGAGAGUCCUGAUCGGCAUCACCGAGCGCUCCUCGGCUGAAGAUGUUUCAGCCCUCCUCUCCUCCACCAGCGUCGACCUGCUGAUCUCCAAGGUCCUCCGCCCCGGCAUUACGGACACAACGGAGCACGCUCGGUCCGUCCAGCUUUUAUAUUCGUCCCACAUUCAGACCAAGCUGGCCUGGAGCCUGGGGGGGCCGGCCGAGGGCCACCUGGCCUCGCUGGUGGGACCGGCUCUGGUCAAACUGUACCAGCUGCUGCUGCUCACGCUGCCCGGGACGCCCGUCAUCAACUACGGAGACGAGAUCGGCCUGAUGGACGAGGGCACCAAGUUUCCCAGGAUGCUUUGGGACUCUGACGAGGAGCUGAACGGGACUCUGCUGCAGGAGGAGAGAGCCGAGCGUCUGUCGAGUCGCAAAUUUUACCGCAGUCUGAGCGAGCUUCGUAGUAAAGAGCGCUCCCUGAUGUUCGGAGACUUCCUGCUCCUCUCUAACUCCUCCUCCCUGGCGUACCUGCGAGUCUGGGAUCAGAGCGAGCGAUACCUGUCCGCCUUCAACUGGGCGGAGGAGGCGGCGGUGCUGCAGCUGAGCCACGCGGAGCUGCCUCGGUGGGCCACGGUCGUCCUCAGCACCAACAGCAGCGUCCUGCCUGCAGACAGCAGCGUGGACCUGAUGGACCUGCGGCUCGGCCCAGGACAGGCCGCGCUCCUCAGGUUUCCCUACACUGGAUAGACUUCAGUUUGCCCCGUUAUCUGUUGUUAUCUCCUGAAAACAUGAGGAUUAAAGCUCCAUUUAGACAGGAUGAACAUCCAUGUGCUCCUCUUUAAUUUAUUGCUGAAAAAGCAGAAACACAGUCUGAAUAGAGCCUAAAUCAAAUGAUGUGGUUAACAUGUUAAUAAAUGUUUUUUGGUGUUUUCCCCUCACGUUCCUCCACAUUUACUGUUAGUGUUGAAUACAAAUCUGAUGCCCACUCUGUACGGAGCAUCUGUGAAAACAAAAUGAAAUAUUAAAAACGAAGCAAAGGUA